AUGGCCGGAAUGGUCGUAAAAAUGAACAUCGUCAUUCAUAUUCGAGAUGCCGAUAGGAGAAAGUGCCCAAACUGUGAUUUCGCGGAUGUCAGGCUGAGAAACACCAUGGAAGGGAUAGUAUGCAAGCGUUGCAACACCUGGUUCAAGAUAUCUGAUGAGGUUCAGAUUAAUGAAGUUCCUGCAAAGCCACUCUUCGAGACCAUGUUUGAGCCCAAUGUACCUGAAGCGGAAGAAUUUCCCACUGUUCACAGCCGACCAGGAUUCUUUCGUCAGAUUAGGGUCAUACCUGUACUACUGUCGACAGUUUUUCAAGAUACCGGUGCGGCACAUAUAGUGCUAGAUGCCCUCCAAUCCAGUAAAGCACAAGGAUCAGACGAUGUUUCCGGAAUACCAAACCGCCCUCCGAUCAGUUCUGUCCCUGCCAAGCGUAGCAAUCCGGCUCAUCAACUUAUCAAUUAUUUGCAAGUUAGAAGCCAGUUUCGCUUGCUCCGGUGGGAAAUCUUCGAAGCCGGUCCCCUACACCAUGUGACUCAUCAUGCUACUGCCUACUGCGAGUUUAGAUUUCUAACGUAG
Molecule: messenger RNA, 573 nt
Organism: Heterobasidion irregulare TC 32-1
Lineage: Eukaryota; Fungi; Basidiomycota; Agaricomycetes; Russulales; Bondarzewiaceae
Exons: 4
Coding region: 1-573 (190 amino acids)
Source: RefSeq, a predicted model, not a curated record